Austrofundulus limnaeus is the source of this 1474-nucleotide messenger RNA. RefSeq names its product ADP-ribosylserine hydrolase (gene adprs). The record is from RefSeq and is a predicted model, not a curated record. Bases 203 to 1357 code for a protein of 384 amino acids. Gene Ontology annotation, cellular component: mitochondrion; nucleus. NCBI's taxonomy places the organism in Eukaryota, Metazoa, Chordata, Actinopteri, Cyprinodontiformes, Rivulidae. The transcript is spliced from 6 exons.
GGAACCUUUCACCCGGGUUUGAAAGGAUCUUUGUCCACCGGAAGAGAAUCAGAGGAGGACUUCUGUUGACAUUUUUUUUUCUCAUACGUAGCCCCUAAAUCCAAUUUGGUUCUUUUUCCUGGUUGAUAUUUUGAUUCACGUCGAUUCAGCGGAGCUGCGGAACGKUUCGAAGCUUGUUGUCUUCCCGCUGGGUGCAGCGGCGAUGACGGCGGUCAGGGCCGCCGCAACGGUGGCAUCGGCAGCGGGGGGCCCGGCGUCUUUGUCCCGCUUCAGGGGAGCGCUGGUCGCGGCUGUGCUGGGGGACUGCGUCGGCGGAGAGUUCGAAGGAGCGGAGGAGGUUCCGAUGGAGAGCGUGGUCCAGCACCUGAACAGCCUGGACGAUGAAACGAAAGGAAACGGAAUCCUGGAAUACAGCGACGACACCGCGAUGACUCGCUGCGUGGUCCAGUCUCUUCUCAGCCGGGCUGGAUUUGAUGAGCGGGACAUGGCCGUCAGGUUUGCGAAGGAGUACAGCGUCUCCCCGAGCCGCGGUUAUGGUUCUGGAGUCGUCCAGGUGUUGAAGAAGCUCUCCUCCCCGCAGAUAAAAGACGUUUAUCAGCCAGCGAGGGACCAGUUUAACGGCCGGGGCUCUUUUGGGAACGGAGGCGCCAUGAGAGCCGCACCCUUUGCUUUGGCUUUUCCUGACUCGGCUGAUGUUAAGAAGUUCACGCAGCUCGGUGCCAUGCUGACGCACUCCUGCUCUCUGGGUUAUAACGGCGCGGUGCUGCAGGCCCUCGCUGUCCAUCUGUCCCUGCAGGGGGCGCUGGAGCUGCCCCAGCAGUUCAUAAGCAGGCUCAUGGCAGAAAUGGAGGAGGUGGAGGGCGACGAAGCGGCGCUCCGCGAUGCCAGGAUCCUAAAGGAAGCAGAGAAGCCGUACUGCGAGCGUCUUCACAGAAUUCGAGAUCUGAUGGAUCGAAGCAAGGUCAGCAUAGAAGAGGUCAUCGCUGAACUUGGGAACGGCAUUGCGGCGCUCCACUCGGUUCCCACCGCCAUCUUCUGCGUCCUCCACUGUCUGCAGCCUCGAGAAGGCCUUCCGGAGAGCUACGGCGGCCUGGAGAGGACAAUCGCGUACAGCCUGGCCCUGGGCGGCGACACGGACACCAUAGCCUGCAUGGCCGGGGCCAUCGCGGGGGCCCACUACGGCGUCGAGGCCRUCCCUCAGUCGUGGAUCAGGUGCUGUGAGGGGGCGGAGGAUGCUGACGUGAGCGGCGGGCUGCUUCAUGCGCUCUACCACCGAACGCCGCGAGAAGACAGGAGCGAGACGGAGCGACGGAGCCGCGAGGACAAAUCUGAGAACAGUACAGAGAAGAAAACCUGAUUGGAUCUAAACGAAAGAAAAACCCUUGGAACAUCAGGAAACGUUCAGAGUCACGUGGACAUUUUCAGACUUAGAUUUUUGUUUUUGUUUGUUCAAAGAGUCAUUUCUGUAAAUUUA